AUGACCAGCACUGCUUCUUCAGCCAAGAAGAUCACCUGCUCCAGGUCCUACGCUCUUGUGGAGAUGGAGAAGAGGCUUUCCAUAUGGAUAAAUGAUGAGCUGGAGCGUAACAUGCCCCUCAGCCAGGCCAUCUUGAUGGAGAAAGCGAAGAGCAUUUACGCUCACUUCCAGAGUCAAGAUCCAGAUGUGAUGGAGAGUUUUGCAGCAAGUAGAGGUUGGUUUGACAGAUUUAAGAAAAGGUACAACCUCUACAACCUUAAGAUCACCGGUGAAGCGGCAAGUGUGGACACUGGAGCUGCUGCUGCCUUUCCAGCCUCUUUCAAGGAUGUGGUGGAUAGAGGGAGCUAUCCACCGGAGGUUGUCUUCAAUGUGAAUGAGACCAGGCUCUUCUGGAAGCGGAUGCCAAGCCGCACGUUCAUCUCCAGGGAGCAGAAGAGAGUACCGGGCUUUAAAGUGGCAAAAAAAAGGCUGACCCUUCUUGUGGGUGGGAAGGCCAGCGGUGACUUCCCUAUAAAGCCAUUGCUGGUGUACCACUCCCAGACACCGAGGGCAAUGAGGGGCAUUAGCAAGUCCAGCUUACCAGUCGUUUGGAAGGCAAACAGGAAGGCAUGGAUCACCAGGGAUAUUUCUACACAGUGGUUCACUGACCAUUUCUGCCCUUCCGUGCAGCGUUAUUGUUGGCGCAAGGGACUGGAGGAGAAAGCGUUGCUUAUCAUGGACAAUGCAGCAAGCCACCUGACUAACUUGGCUGAGCUGCCCACCUGCAUUGCUGUGGAGAUCCUAUUCCUACCGCCCAACACAACGUUGCUUAUCCAGCCUAUGGACCAGGGGGUGAUUGCCACCUUCUAG
Molecule: messenger RNA, 849 nt
Organism: Pelobates cultripes (western spadefoot toad)
Lineage: Eukaryota; Metazoa; Chordata; Amphibia; Anura; Pelobatidae
Source: the annotation of a GenBank genome assembly